ACACACACACAUAUACACAACCCCUUCUCCACUUGGCGAACAGCACAACAAGCACUGUAUUUACCAGUCUGCCUUCAGAAAGACGACCCGGUUGGAGCACAGACACUAAAGCUGACUGGACUCUAUUUGGAGCUUUCAGAUAACGUGGACAACACCUUGAAUUUCAGCGAAGAACUUCCUUUUUUCCUCUCUCACCUUCUCCUCCUUCUUCUCCUUCCUUUGGAUUAGUUCGACUCUAUUUUAAAUUGAUUUUUGGUGCCAACCUCGUGGACAUUUUCUGUCCUGUUUGACUGUGACCUUCUCUAUUCUCUGCUGUGCUGGAGCUGUAUCCUCCUGUGAAUGCUGAAGUUGGUGGGUGACCCACAGAAAAGAGGAAGUGAAGUGGUAACCAUGUGGAUCCCGACCCCCAGCAUGACUCUCCCACAGCGGAUGGUGCUGUACGGGACGUGCAUUGUGGCGUUGAUGAACUCUGUGGGCCUCCUAGUGCUCUUGGUCCAGCAGAAUCAGCAGCGUGUCUUGCUGGAGCAGACAGGGGCAAAGCUGACAGAGGUGGAGCAGAGCUCCGUGGUGGAGUUCCUCCAGGAGGUGCCGAGAGGAGCGGCGGGGAUGCGGGCCAGUGCGGGGCAACAGCCUCAGUAUCAGUACCAGUACUCGAGGAAUAAGAGAAGUGAAGAGCUGGAGAAGGAGCUACAGCAAGAGGUGCAGGAGAUUCCCCAGGAGGAUGAACAGGAGGUCAGUCAGCAGGAGGUCAGCCAGGAGGUGGGAGAGGAAGCAGAGAAGAAGAUGAAGAAUGAGAUGAAGCACAAGCACCGACACAGCCAGAGUUACCACAAGGCACAUGUGCAGGAUGACAUGAUGAUGAUGAUGACUUACUCCAUGGUGCCGAUAAAAUUGCUGAUCGACAUUUGCAACAGCACCAAAGGAGUCUGCAUCGCCGGACCACCGGGACCGCCUGGUUUGCCCGGUGCGGACGGUAUGCCCGGCCACAAUGGGACUGAUGGCAUCCCAGGAGUGAAUGGAGUGCCCGGGGCUGAUGGGAAAAGAGGAAAAAAAGGUGAGAAAGGAGAACCUGGUGAAAAAGGAGAGCGAGGAGAAGCUGGUCCACCUGGAGAGAAGGGACAACCAUCCAAUGAUGUCAUUAUUGAGGGCCCUCCUGGUCCUCCAGGUCCUCCCGGUCCCCCAGGACCUCCUGGUCCUCAGGGGCCUCCCAGAACAAGGCACCAUAGAGCCAACCUUCAGGCUGCUCAUACCCUGGGGCUGUUACACGCAAUUCCAAAUGAUGAGACCUCAUCUGUGAAGGAGGCUGUGAAGCUACACGGGAAACCUGUUAAGAAGAACGAGUGCCUGAUUAAGUCUCUGAUCAACCCCAGGAAUGUGUCAAAGAUGGAGAGCACAUUUGGCACGUGGAUGAAAGACACCGCUCAGCUGAAUGAUGAGCGAAUCUGGGUGGCGGAACACUUUUCUGGUCGUGUGGUAAAGGAGUAUAAAAGCAUCGCCUCCUUCCAGAACAGCAGCAGCGACACUGUGGAUGUUAGAAAGUUCUACCAGGGCUGCGGCCACACUAUUCACAACGGUUCCUUCUAUUAUCACAUCGCCGGUACUUCCAGCAUUGCCAGAUUUGACUUCACCACCAAGAGGCUUCACACUCUUACCAUAGAAAAUGCUCUGUACCAUAAUCUCGCCUACCUGCUCCACAACUCCAAGACCUACUUCAAACUGGCAGCAGACGAGAACGGCUUGUGGCUGAUCUUUGCCUCCAGCAUAGAUGAAAGCAUCACGGUGGCCCAGCUGGACCAGAAGACCUUCUCCGUCACUUCCUACAUAAACACCACCUACCCCCGCACCAAGGCUGGCAACGCCUUCAUCGCCUGCGGCGUCCUGUACGUCACUGAUACCAAAGACACCAGGGUCACCUUUGCUUUUGACCUGCUGAAGGGAAAGCCGGUGAACGUGACCUUUGACUUGAGGUCUCCAGGCGGAGUGCUGGCAAUGCUCUCCUACAGCCCGAAGGACAGACACCUGUAUGUGUGGGACCACGGCUACGUUAAGCUCUACGUGGUCCACUUCAUCUCAGACGAGUGAAAAACGCACCGUCUGAACACGACAGACAACAUGCAGGCAUGACUGUUACGUAGUGAGAGCCAAAUGCCUGCUGACUGCCAACUACUCACUCCAUCUUUGGAAAUGAUCAAAUUUAGGUUUUCGAGACAGAUGUACACUAGGCUUGGGCUCUAUCAUGGUAUUAUUGUAUUCUGGGGAAUUUAAAAAUCCAGACAUGAUUUUCAAAUCCAUCAAAAAUACAGAUGCUCUUCUUACUAUUAAACUGAUACGGAGAUGCUGUAUUGAGGCGAUGUAUUGUAGUGCACAGCAAGCACCACCAGAGGUCAGUCUCUACUGGUGGAACAGGCAGUCGAGCUGAGAAUGAUGGUGACAGUGAAUGGAAGGGAUAACGUUACAGGACUAGUAAGAAAGAAAAAAUGCCUCUGCCCUUGUUUGGGAUUAUUGCCACAUAUAACUUUAACUUGAAAUGACUCCCCCCAACUGAAAAAACAGUUUCUUAGACACAUGAUGUUAUCUAACACAUCAUCACUGUUCAGUCCGUUGACGUGUGUCAUCAGGUCUGUCAGCAAGAAGGGCGCUAGUUUCCUAUUUAUUCAUUGUUCUACGGGUCGUCAAUAUUUAAGCCAAGCAAGACUUGUUUAAGUAGGCUAAUUGCGUAUUAGAAACACAACAUUGUAGGCUAAACAACGGCUAAUGACUCAGUUUAAACACACAAAAUAUUCCUGUUUUUCUGAAAAUGAAUAUUCCACUAUAAUUCCCAUUUAUAUGCAGCUGUGCAUUCUCUGAUUAAAGUGCCCUAACGUGUCGAUUAUCACAUUAAAAUACAGAAAAGCGGAACAGCUGGAGCUGCUUGUCAUUUUGCUUCCUUGCAUCAAAAUAGGAUUUCUUCAAAGUUUUCGAGCGUGACCAUGCGAACACUGCCUCUUUCAUUCCUUCAGCCACCUUCUUGAAAAGGUCAGCAUUGCAAUAUUUGCGUAUAUUCGAAAAUCUGUUGAUAUCAAAGUCUCUCAUAAUGUCAAAAAGUAGGUGUUUUUCUCCUUCUACAAAGAAAUGUUGGCUUUUCCCCUGAAGAAGUAUUAUCAUAUUUUUUGGAAAAUGAAACAGUGAUUCCAGAGAGAAGCAGACAGAGGGGUCUACAGUCUGUGUUUGAAGGAUAUAUCCAGGAUGUCAAACUGACUUAGCAGCAACAACAGGUUAAAAAGACAAAGAUAGUUAGAAGCUAAAGCCGAACUAUAGGCUACAGAUCACAGUGUAAAAGUGAACCACCACAUCACUGCUGAUCACCACACAAGACAAUGAAUAUAAAGGGAAACUUUGCUGAUAUUGAACCAGCUGUGUGGCAUCACAGUGUGUGCAGAUGAGCGGUGUUUGGCUUCGCCCCCAUUACAGGAUCUCUGGGGCAAGUCAAACAAUGUUCAUCUGUGCACACUGCGAUGACACAGCUGGUUCAAUAUCAGCAAAGUCUCCCUGCUUCCCUUCACUGGUUCCUGUACAGCAGGGUCUGUCUUUGUUUCACUGUUAUAAUCAUUAAAAAGCAAAAGCAGCAUGUGUAUACAUUCAGUAGGCUAUAUCUUCAGUAGCUAGCUAACGUUAGCACUACACUACACUUUUCAGGGUUUGAUUUUGGUUUUGGAACAGGGAAGAAACGUAUAUCUUUUUCCAACCUCUCCAGGUAACGAGUAUCAUUAAUACACGACGUGCCCCAGGCACAACAUUUAGCUCCAAAUCCACAAAACCAGCCUGAAAAUGAAGGAAAUCGGAAACAACUGCAGUAGAGUCAAUGGAGCACAGCUGUGUUGUUGUCAGACUCUGGUCUGAUUCUACACUAUGAUUGGUCAGUCUGCGUCUGGCGGCGGGACUUAGCUAAGGGUCCAUUGAGACAUAUAUUCUGAAUACGCUCUUUACAUGGCCAAAUGAUGCUAUUAACACCCGAUUGACACCGUCAUGUCAUGUUUUAAUUGGGAAACGCUAAUGCGGACAUCGAAACAGAAUAUGUUGUUUAUAUGACCAACAUAAAAUUCAGAAUAUCGUCAUACUUUGAAUAAUAGUAGAAUAUUAGCAUGCAUGCUAACUAACCCAUUGACAUACAUGCUACAAUGACUUCCAUUACCAGUAGCUCAACUUCUAAGUUUUUCUUUGUUUUUUUUACACAAAUACGUCAAAAUGUCAGGACUGUACGAAGAUAUGAAAAAAUACAUAUCGCUUAAGCCUAAUGUACACAUCAGUCUCAACUUUAUCUUCCUGUAGAGAGUUCCUGUCAGUACUAAGAUGUCACUGAAGGAAAUUAUUCUUGUGAUAUUGUCAAAAAUAAAUACUGCUGUUUUUAUUUCCUGUCUGCAAUGUAUAUGUGAGAUUUUGGAGUUACUAACAGUGUGAAAACUUUUUAGCAUUUUGUAUCAAACAGUUCAUAAUACAGAUUGAAUUUAUAAUGUUUGUGUCCCUCUGUGUUGUAAGUUAUUUAGUGUUUUUGCAUGACCAUUAUCUUUUAUGUAUUUUGUUGUAUCCUCUUAUAUUCUGUACAUGCACACAGUCCGCCUGCCUCUGUAACGCAGCAGCACGGUCCCCACUGGCUGCUUAUUCCUCCUGACAGAAAAAUUACAAACAAACAACAGCGCCAAAUCACCCUGAUGAAAUAAAAAGAAUUUAUUCACUUUACAAAGGUAAAACUCUGACCAUGACCUGUUCUCUCACACACCUCCAGGCUCAAGUGCCCUAGUAAGCGUCUACCCAUGAUAUUGGCUUCUUUUGCAUUAUUACAUGCACACACACAUACACACCAGACACCAGUAGGACCAUUGGUAAAACACUUAAGCUACAUACAUUACACAUAGUGGGCAGAAAGAGGGAGAGAAACACAAAUCUCUUUAAUAAAUACCAUACAUACACUUAACAAAAGUUACAACUAAUCCAGCUGGUAUGAUACAAACCAAAAAAUAAAGAAAUGCUUUCAUGUUUUUACAAGCUGUUGUGGUAUUUCAUAUAUAUAUAUAUAUUUAUAUAAUUUAUAUAUUAAAACUAUUUCAAACAUUUUACUACUAGGCCAAAUAAAGCCAGACAUUCAUUUGUAUAUAACAGUUUCUUCUUCAAUAUCCUAUUUAUUUGAAAUAAACUUUUAGUGUCUCCAGAAUUUGAGUGCAAAUAUCUAUUCCUUAUGGAUGAAACAGUAAAAACAACUAGCGAGGUAACACACACUUACAUACAGUAGACUGUGUUGUACAUCUCCCAGUCAGAUACAGUAAAACCCCUUACAUUCCUAAAAUAAAAGGCAAUAAGUUAAAUAGGAAUGGUCAACCAAACAAACAUAUAAAUAAUUUAAAUAAUACAAUAAAAUUAAUUAAAAAAAAAAA
This is a messenger RNA of Epinephelus fuscoguttatus (brown-marbled grouper), 5408 nucleotides long. RefSeq names its product gliomedin (gene gldn). NCBI's taxonomy places the organism in Eukaryota, Metazoa, Chordata, Actinopteri, Perciformes, Serranidae. Bases 340 to 2082 code for a protein of 580 amino acids. Gene Ontology annotation, biological process: signal transduction. Gene Ontology annotation, cellular component: cell surface. The transcript has 10 exons. The record is from RefSeq and is a predicted model, not a curated record.